Messenger RNA from Synchytrium microbalum, 954 nucleotides. RefSeq lists its product as uncharacterized. Lineage: Eukaryota; Fungi; Chytridiomycota; Chytridiomycetes; Synchytriales; Synchytriaceae. The record is from RefSeq and is a predicted model, not a curated record. Bases 1 to 954 code for a protein of 317 amino acids. The transcript is spliced from 6 exons.
AUGGCUUCCGCAACGGUCAUUGGCACUAGGAUUGUUUCUCUAAUCAUAUCGCUAUUGCUUACAUCCGUAACCGCUCUCAUCGCUAUACGUACUGCACCGUCCCUUCUAAAACGAUUGAUUAUACCUGUUUUCGCACUAAACGCUGCCGCGGCUCUAAUACAGCUCGUACUUGGUUUGAAGGAUGUUUCAACAGAAGGCCUGAAUUGGUGGUGGGUCGUUGCAGAUCUUCUCGAAGAGAUCGCCUCAGUAGUGUGGGUCAUACUCAACAUGGAACGUUUUGGAGUCUUCAAUCGGGCACAAUUGAUUAACUUUCCUGAGUGGAUGCAGCGCACAACUCAAAUAGUAACCGCUCUUUUCGUGGCCGCGUGUGGAAUAUCAUCCAUUGUCGGGAAUGCUGCACCGUCAAUGACACCGUUUACGAAUCCAGCUUUGUACUUCCAAUUGAUAAGUCUGGCAUGGUGUCUGAUAGUGGAUGCUGCCAUAUGCUCAGUGUCGCUAUACCUUAUCCUAAGAAUACGGAGAACACUGGAGGAGGCUCUUGAUCUGACACAUCAGCCGGCGCUGCGAGCAUUCGUUAUCGCCUCUUUGAUAGCAAGUUUGCUAAUAGGAACGGUGGGAAUCGCAGCAUGCGCCAUAGUAUCUGAUCCACCGAAUGACCCAGGAUUGAUUGGAGCUGUUGCGGCUGUCGUUUUACGAGUGUACUACGUAUCUGGCUUGGGCUUCCUGUAUGGCGUGGUGGCUAUUAUACAACCUCCACAAUCUAUGAGCUUGCAGAAACCUGCUGGAGCUUCGUACAACAAGUUUGGUGAUAGUGACGACACGAUAUCGUCUACUUUUGAUGAGCCUAUAGAACCAACACGACGGGAGGCUAAUGAAUGGCCAUGGAAUCUGGCGGAUAAUUUGUCGGUUCAUGCUUCGGCAAACCGGAUAAGUCCUCCGCCUCUUGCAGCAUAA